This is a messenger RNA of Stylophora pistillata, 897 nucleotides long. RefSeq lists its product as uncharacterized. NCBI's taxonomy places the organism in Eukaryota, Metazoa, Cnidaria, Anthozoa, Scleractinia, Pocilloporidae. The record is from RefSeq and is a predicted model, not a curated record.
AUGACAGUGAACAUAGCCGGCGGGCAACAUUCUGCCAGGGCCUCUCGUGAACAUUACCCAGGAUUCGUUUCGACCACUUUCUCAGAACGCAUCCCGCCCCUACAGGUGCAGCUUGAAACACCAUAUUCGUCAUACGUUGGAGAACCUCCCCCACCAUAUCCAGGUAAUGACAGAGGAUAUAAUGUUGCAAAUUACGGCUUUGCAAUUACCCGCAAUGACAAUGGCAUCGACAAUGAUGGUAAUGAUAUCGGCAUUGAUGCCAACGGCAUUGAUAUUACUUACAAUCCCUUUGAGGAUAAUGUCAGCGGCACUGAGAAUAAUGCCAAUAACACUGACUAUGACGGCAAUAACAUCAACAGUCUUGGCGUUGGGCACCAUAAUGACGGCAAUGACGUCGAGAACGCUUGCACCCGCAGUGGCGACAGCAUCGAAAAUAAUUACGGCAAUAACCCCACUGAAAAUGAAGGCAACGGUAUCGGUAAUGAUGCAAAUGGGAGUAACACUGCUUGCAAUAGCGAUGCCAGUGAUUGCAAUAGUAUUGACACAGGUGGCAGAGACAUCUGCGCUGUUUCGAUCGAUGUUAAUGGCGUCAGGAAUGAAACCAGUGAUAUUGACAUUUCAUACACCAGCGUUGGCAAUAAUGCAACUGAUUGCAGUGUCCUCGAGAUCGGCGGCAGUGAAAUAGACAAUGGUACUAACGGUAUUAGAAAUGAUACCAGUGAUAUUGACUUACCAAGUACAAGCGUUGACAAUGUAACCGACUGCAGUGGUCUUGGAAUCAGCGGGGGUGAUGCUGUGAAAUUGCUUGCAACUUCAACACUGACAAUUGCGGAACCAGCAUCAACAUUGGUGAUCGCCAGUGCCAUCGAUAUUGACAAUAAUGACAUCUUGCAGUGA